UUGAGGCCUAACAAAGAAAACACUCUUAAAAAAAAAAGACACAGCUAAUUCUUGUUGAUCUCUAAAUUUUAGCUAUGGAAUCCGCAACAGAUAUCAAAUUGCCAACACAAUCACAAGAAGAGCGCGAUUGUACGUAUGCCACGCAGCUACUGUUAUCCUCAGUUCUCCCCUUCGUGUUGCAUUCGUCAAUCCAAUUAGAAGUAUUCGAAAUACUUGCAAAAGAAGCUAAGGCCACUAAACUAUCUGCUGUAGAAAUUGUUUCUCACAUCCCUAACUGUAAGAACCCUGACGCGGCCAUUAUGCUGGACCGGAUGCUUUACGUGUUGGCUAGUUAUUCGUUGCUCGAUUGCGACGUUGUUGAGGAGGAAAAUGGGGUGGCUAAAAGGUGCUAUGGUUUGUCUGGUGUGGGUAAAUUCUUUGUCCGUGAUGAAGAUGGUGCGUCCAUGGGGCCAUUGUUGGCUUUGCUUCAAGAUAAAGUAUUCAUUAAUAGCUGGUUUGAACUAAAAGAUGCAGUACUUGAAGGAGGAGUUCCAUUUGACAGGGUUCAUGGGGUACAUAUAUUUGAAUAUCCAAGAUUGGACCCAAAGUUCAAUGAUGUUUACACCAAGGCAAUGCUCAACCACACAACUGUAGUCAUGAAAAAAAUACUUGAAAAUUACAAAGGUUUUGAAGGCCUUAAAAGUUUGGUUGAUGUUGGAGGUGGUCUUGGAGUUAACCUCAAGAUGAUUACAUCUAAAUACCCCACAAUUAAGGGCAUUAAUUUUGAUUUGCCCCAUGUUGUUCAAGAUGCACCUUCCUAUCCUGGGGUGGAACACGUUGUGGGAGAUAUGUUUGAAAGUGUUCCAGAAGGAGAUGCAAUUUUUAUGAAGUGGAUUCUUCAUGACUGGAGUGAUAGUCACUGCCUCAAGUUGCUAAAGAACUGCCACAAGGCUCUACCAGACAACGGAAAGGUGAUCGUUGUGGAGGCCAAUCUACCAGCGAAACCUGAUACUGAUGCCAAAGUUGCCGGUGUUUCGCAAUGUGAUCUGAUCAUGAUGGCUCAAUAUCAGGGAGGCAAAGAGCGUUCUGAAGAGGAGUUUCAGGCAUUGGCAAGUGAAGCCGGAUUCAAAGGCGUUAACUUAAUAUGUUGUGUCUGUAAUUUUAUGGUCAUGGAAUUCUACAAGUAGAUUUCCACAACCUUAUGAAUAUAUAUCCAUUUGUAUGGCUGUCAUCUGGGACUGGAAUUGCCAAUUACUCCCAGAUUGAAAACGUUUGAGAUUGAUUCUUGAUAAUAUUUAUAUUAGUACUUGUUUAUUUCUCUUGUAUGAGAGGAUGUCAUUGUAACUUUUGUCUAAAUUACUUUGAUAUUCCAGUAUUCCUAAUAAGAUUUAUAUACUCCUCCGUUCCAUUUA
Messenger RNA from Lycium ferocissimum, 1391 nucleotides. RefSeq names its product cathecol O-methyltransferase 1. Gene Ontology annotation, molecular function: protein dimerization activity; O-methyltransferase activity; S-adenosylmethionine-dependent methyltransferase activity. The transcript is spliced from 4 exons. Gene Ontology annotation, biological process: methylation. The record is from RefSeq and is a predicted model, not a curated record. NCBI's taxonomy places the organism in Eukaryota, Viridiplantae, Streptophyta, Magnoliopsida, Solanales, Solanaceae. Bases 75 to 1166 code for a protein of 363 amino acids.